AUGCUGAGCACGGUGCAGCGUGUCGGCUGGAGAGUACCACAGUCUGGGCCUCACCGCCGACGGCACUGUCUGGAGCUGGGGCGGGGAGGCUUUGUCCAGCUGGGCCACGGCGACCAGCAGCACCAGCUGCUACCGAAGAAGAUCGAAGCCUUUGGCCCGCGCGUCGUCGCUGUGUCGGCAGGGCGCGACUACAGCCUCGCCCUCACCGCCAAUGGCGCCGUCUGCUGGGGCCGUGGCAUCUACUCAGGUUGGGCCACGGCGACGAGCAGCGCCAGCUGCUGCCGAAGAAGGUUGAGGCUUUGACUGGCCAGCGCGUCGUCGCUGUGUCGGCUGGGGCCUACCACAGCCUCGCCAUCACCGCCGACGGUGCUGUCUGGAGCUGGGGCUGGGGAGCCUCAGGCCGGCUAGGCCACGGCGACGAGCAGAACCAGUGGCAACCGAAGAAGCUCGAGGCCUUUGCGUGGGGCAAGGGUGAACGCGGCUGCCUAGGCCACGGAGAGGAGCUGUCGAACCAACUGCUGCCCAAGAAGGUCGAGGCGUGGCCGCCGGGGUGAGGUAUCGGGCGCUCUGUACGGCUGGCCGGGCGUUUAGUUGCUUAACCUUCGCAAUCGUGGGAUCGCUUGUCAUGCGAGAGAGUGCGCUGUGUUCUUGUUUUCUUAAGGGCGUACGCCCUUAGUUUU
Messenger RNA from Emiliania huxleyi CCMP1516, 680 nucleotides. RefSeq lists its product as hypothetical. The record is from RefSeq and is a predicted model, not a curated record. The transcript has a single exon. Lineage: Eukaryota; Haptophyta; Isochrysidales; Noelaerhabdaceae. The annotation marks the transcript as partial.